CAUCAUUGACCAGACGCGACGAACAAAGGGAUUCACAAUCGCAAAUCGGAUUCUCUCUGCCAUCACCGGCGGCGGCACGCCCUCUUCGCCCCGGUCUCUCGGGUUUUCCGGUCUCUUUUCGCAAUUUUCUUGGCGCUUUCUGUCUCCAGGGCCUCGUUUUCAAAUUCACUAUCAGUGAUGGCCUACACAGAACAUGCGAAGAAAGACAGUACAGAGGUUGAAGACGAUGGCAGUUCAUCGGUCCAGAUCAAAGUCUUGUUCUUUGCCAGAGCUCGUGAGAUUGCAGGAGUGCCUGAUAUAACGAUGAAGGUGAGAACGGGUAGCACAGCCCGGAAUUGCAUGGACGAGCUCGUUGCCAAGUAUCCGAGCUUGGAAGAUAUACGUGGCUGCGUGGUUCUUGCUUUGAACGAGGAAUAUACAACCGAUUCCGCCAUUGUUAAGGACAGAGACGAGUUGGCUCUUAUACCUCCGAUCAGCGGUGGUUAAGGCAUUUUCAGUUCCGACAGUCUUUUGGAGCAUCUUCUAAUGUGUAUUUUCUUCGGACACUGCUUAAGUGCGUAGUGUCAUCAACAUAUAAUGUGUUGUGUGAUUACUUGACAGUGUUUCUCCCUCCUUUAUGCUGCAAAGACGAAUAAAUUCAAAUAACUAUUGGUAAAAGGUCGAAUCACUUGUUCACUCUA
Molecule: messenger RNA, 680 nt
Organism: Tarenaya hassleriana
Lineage: Eukaryota; Viridiplantae; Streptophyta; Magnoliopsida; Brassicales; Cleomaceae
Product: molybdopterin synthase sulfur carrier subunit
Exons: 2
Coding region: 178-486 (102 amino acids)
Biological process (GO): Mo-molybdopterin cofactor biosynthetic process
Cellular component (GO): cytosol
Source: RefSeq, a predicted model, not a curated record